GGAGGGGGAGGGGGCUGCCAGCGAGGAUGGGCUAUAAGAGAAGGCAGCAAAGAGGAGCUAGCCGAGAGGGGUGGGCGUGACAGGCUGUGCUAGCAAAGCGAGCGGUGGAGCUGAGAGGCGUGGAGGGCACCCGAGGGGCACGGCGGCUUCCUUCUGACCCUUCCAUUCAUUCGUUUGCAGGCGGCUCCACACACCCCCGGGGGCCCGGCCGUGGAGGCGGCGACGGCGGCAGCGAGAAGGCGAGACGGCUCGGUGGCCCCCGGGUGAUGCAGCGCCCAGAGGGGUCCCUCGCCUGGAGCUGACCCCCCCGCCCCUCAGCCUUUGCCAAAGACUCUCUUUCCUUCCGCAGACCUCCCCCCCCCAAUCCGUCCAUCCCGCCAGCUGCCCGACCGGAGGCCCCCGAGAGGCACGGCGAAGGUGCCACAACCACUCUUGUCAAUUUGCCAGGCGGCUGCUUCUUCCGAGACCGAGUUAAAAGGGGGGGGCGUGGACCAGGGGAAAGAGCUUGCCGGCAGCCAGAGAGGCUCGCCCACCUACCGGACAAGUGGCCGAUCCUUUUUGCGCCAGGCGAUGAAAAAAUAACCCGGCUCGGGCUGAGCGUCUGGGGAGAUUCUCGAGGAGCGGCUGGAGACGUGGCAGCGGCAACAUGGUCCAACAGAGGAACGUGAGGAACCGGGGCGCGGAAGCCAAGAGGGAGGUGUGUCCCAAAGACACCUUGCUCCUGAAGGAUGCCAAAGGUGAGCCAGGCUGGUGCAAGACUCCCAGCGGUCACAUCAAGCGCCCCAUGAACGCCUUCAUGGUGUGGUCCCAGAACGAGAGGCGGAAGAUCAUGGACCAGUGGCCGGACAUGCACAACGCGGAGAUCUCGAAGCGCCUGGGCAGGCGUUGGCAGCUCUUGCAGGACUCCGAGAAGAUCCCCUUUGUCAAGGAGGCGGAGCGCCUGCGCCUGAAGCACAUGGCCGACUACCCCGACUACAAGUACCGGCCCAGGAAGAAAGGCAAGAUGGGGAGCCCCAAGUCCCGCCCGAGAGUCCCCGUGAAGAUCAAGCCUUCUGUCCUGGGCCGGGUGGCUUCCACCAGAAGGCAACCUGCCAAGCAAGACGCGGACGACGGUGGCCAGGUGGGACCGGAGAUGGACGACAACCCCCUCGAAGCACGGCUCUUGGAGACCUCCUUUGACGACAGUCCCAAAAGUCCCAGCAAGACGUUCUGGCACGUGCUGCCAGCAACGGGUGAGAAAGGCGGGUGGGGGGCCAGCGCCAGCGAGCUGAAAGACCCCGAAACGGCUGCCUUGACCAAACCGUUCUUGGAACAGGCGAGGUCCUCCGAGAUCCCCUCCCCGGCAUCGACCAGGUCCCCACCCUCUUCCUUCGCCUCUUCGGACGAAGAGUUGGAAGACGAGCUCUUGAAUUUCUUGCCCGGCCGAGCCCAGCCAAACACGCCCUGCGGGACCCCGGACUGGUCCGUCUUCGACAAAGACCUUGACCUCUACCCCUUGGGGACCACGUCUCACUUUGAGUUCCCGGAUUAUUGCACCCCAGAGGUGACUGAGAUGAUAGCAGGGGACUGGCUGAUGUCCAGCAUCUCGGACUUGGUCUUUACAUACUGAGUCCCCCGCCAGGUAACUCUCUCACUUCUCUGCAAUCAGGUUGUUUAUCAAAAAAAACAAAAAAAGGAAAAGAAAACCCAGCUGUUUACAUGCAGGAAUCAGGUAUCUCCAUUUUCUUGCCUUGGCUGCAUUCAAAGGCAAGCUUUCCAUCAGCCCAUCCCCCACCCGGCACACACCCACUCGGCUUGCAUUUGCCGGCACGGCUGGCUCGGCUCGGGGUGGCGGGGCUGGGAUCCUCAUUGCCUCUCGCCCCUCGCGAGCCACGGAGAGCUCCUGGCUUGCCUUGUCGCAGUGUUUAUUUACCCAUGAAAUUUGACUGUCUAAUCAGGUUUUUCAUUGUGACCCUCUCCUCCAGACCCCCCCCCCCCCGACACUCCCCCUCCUCCUGCUUGCGGCAGCUGCUUCUCAGCUCUGCCGCCAUCCGUGGCUGAGGACCUCCCCUUCCAUCUCGGCUGGCACCCCACCUCGUUCCUCUUCUCUCUUCCAGUGCCCCCCUUUCCCUCUCCAUUUGGUCCUGGGCUCCACACCUUCCGGUUCAGGGGACCCCCUCGGAUUUCUGCCGCCGCUUCUUUCGGCUUUGAUUUUUUUUUUUGCUGCCAUUUCGACGCUUGUCUUGGGUUUCCCCCACCCUCCCUUCUGUUCCACUUGAAAUGGCUCCCGGGUAAAAAAGAUUUCCAGUUGGAUCUCAUCAGGUUGGUAGACACGCAGGACCCUGUCGCUGUCCGCCGGUCUGUGGCGCCCGGUUGGGGUUGGUCCGGGUGGCGCCCGGUUGGGGUUGGUUGGUGGCGCCCGGUUCGGGUUGGUCUUCCGGAUGAGAUUUUCAUGUCGCGAACGCACGAAAGUGCCUUCCCGAACUGGGGAGGGAUAAAAAUUCAGCUUGGGGGAACCGGAGGAUGGGCACACGUGGUACGCACGUGGAUCCGAGGCAGACGCAGUCCCUGCACGCCUAGGAGCUUUGCCCCCUCCCCCCAAAAAAGAAUCCUUUUUCUCCCAGAGGUGUGCCACGGGCAGUAGAAAAACCUCAAGGUUCCUCCCUCUUGCAUGUCACUUCAGAAGCAGACGAUCGCAGAAUCAUCAGCAUGUUUGCUGCCACUCCCUGAGCUGCCAUGUUCUGGCUUCUCUGGGAACCGGGCACCCUCCUCUUCCUGGCAAAGGGCUACAGCUAGGUUUGGCAGACGCAGAGAGGGCUCGGUGUCUCUGGGAAGGGGCGACGUGUCUUUCAGGUCCACCUGGGGGGAAAAAAACCCUGGGUACUCCCAUCCUCUUUACGGGACUGUGACUUUCCUUGAAGGUCAAAUCCAGCCGCCCUGCUUCCUGCCAAGAGCUGUUUGGCAGUGGCUUCCUGCCAGAGAGGCUGUUGCCAGAGGAAGGGCACGCCACCAAAGCUCGCCAGCCUGUCGGCUCAGGUUUCCCCCUGCCAGACAGCCACCGGUUCCUUUCCAUCUCCACCCUGGAAAUGGAGGCAAACCCAGCAGCGUGCCACGGCGCGCAGAUCGCUAAAGCUCGGCGUGCCGGUGCUGAAGGGAAAGGCUAGGAGUCGGCACUGACCGUGAAAAGCAGCGCAGCCGGUCCACGGAGCCAGAGGACCACCUUUGCCGUUGCUCCUGUUGGAGGCAGCAGUGGGAUCAGCAGGGAUGCUGAGCAGAGCCAGGUGAGAAGCCCUUGCCGGAAACGGAGCUUUCCUCGCCCAGCUUAGAGAGCCCUUGGCCAUGCUGGCAGGGGCUGAUGGGAAUUGUAGUCCAUGAGCAUCUGGAGAGCCGCAGGCUGCAGACUCCCGACCUACCCCGAUGCAGAGCCAGUUAAUUUAUCUAGGUCCUUCCUCCCCGCAAAGCGAAUCAAGAGUCCGGUGGCUCUCCGUGGGUGGCGGUGACGCGCUGUCAAGUUGCUUCUGGCUUAUGGAGACCCAGUGGCUGAACGCCCUCGCCGAGGCGGCCCGGGCUAGCCCAGACUUAUCUCGGGAGCUAAGCAGGGGUCAGUCCCUGUUGGCGUUUGGUCGGGAGACUCCUCGCUGAGGAAAUCGGUCUGCAGAGAGACAGGUGGUGCCCAGGUGCCUCUGAAUGUCUCUUGCGUUCAAAACCCCACCGGGUCGCUAUAAAGUCAGCUGCGAUUUGACAUAGCCUCGCGCCACCGCGUGAACGAACGACCCCCAGAACAGCUCACGGCUUUCCAGCCUUGCUGAGGUCUCCCGGAAGGGGCACUGGAGAGAUUUACAAACCGUACCACAGCAGGAGCGUUUCCUUCCCUUCAUCAGAUGCGUCGGGUUGCAUGUGGGCACGGGCAUCUGAUAAAGCGAGCUUUGACCUACGGAAGCGGGAGCAGGAAUCAGUCUUUACCUUGCCACUGGACUCUUGACUUCUUUUGCAGCCACACGCUAACGUGGCAACCCAUCCAGAAUUAACCCCACCCCUACCACAGCAACCUUAGGAAUUGCAGUUGUGUGAGGAUGAGGAUUCCCUUUAAGAUCUGCUCGUACCCCUUUGCAGAAUUAUACUCUCCCCGUACGCACGGGAGCCAGCACAGUUCCACGACUUAAAACCGAGUCGUGUAGACAAGCCGUUCAGAAACACACAGCCUUUAUUUUCUGGAUGGUGCGGUCAACUUCACCUUUCCCAAAUAUGGGGCAUGCUCU
Molecule: messenger RNA, 4238 nt
Organism: Sphaerodactylus townsendi
Lineage: Eukaryota; Metazoa; Chordata; Lepidosauria; Squamata; Sphaerodactylidae
Gene: SOX12
Product: SRY-box transcription factor 12
Exons: 1
Coding region: 647-1609 (320 amino acids)
Biological process (GO): negative regulation of transcription by RNA polymerase II; cell differentiation; anatomical structure morphogenesis
Molecular function (GO): DNA-binding transcription factor activity, RNA polymerase II-specific; RNA polymerase II cis-regulatory region sequence-specific DNA binding
Source: RefSeq, a predicted model, not a curated record